Molecule: messenger RNA, 846 nt
Organism: Arthroderma uncinatum
Lineage: Eukaryota; Fungi; Ascomycota; Eurotiomycetes; Onygenales; Arthrodermataceae
Exons: 2
Coding region: 1-846 (281 amino acids)
Source: RefSeq, a predicted model, not a curated record
AUGGAUCACACUGGACAAGUGACCCUGACCCUCAACUUCAACAACGCCAAGGGUGUCAAAACAUGGCUGGAAACGGUACCGACGAACCCCAACCAUGCUGCCAAGGACGACAUGCCGGAUCUCCAGGACUUCACCGGACCUACCACCAUGGACCAAUACCACCAUCCGGACUGUGACUUCCAGGUUCGGCUCAUACCUAACCAUCCCCACUCGGAGGACGGACAACCCUCGGCCCUGGACCUCUACCCGACACACUGGACCGUGGAAUACGAAAGGAGCGAAGCCUGUGAGACGGAAGACACCUUUCGGACUGCGAAAUCCCACGUGGAAAGUGAUAGCAUCGAUUGGAUGGCGGAGGAAGACUUCUCCGCUAGCGACAACUCGGUGGAUAUCAGUGUCUCGGAGGAGUCAGAGUACACGAGCGACACUGACUUCACGUUAAAGGAAACACGGGUUGAGCUAUUUUGGAAAAUACUUGCGGCAGCCGCCCAGGACAAGGAGGAGGAGAAACGAAAGGACGAGGAGGAAUGGAAGGAGGAGGAAUGGAAGGACGAGGAGGAAUCAAGGGAGACAUCACAACCGAACGCACUACACACCCCCUUCGACAUUAACCUGCAACAAGCCUCAUGGUUUCAUAAACUCGACCUAUCCGACGAGGCCGGCUCCAUCAACGAGGAGGACCGCGAAUUCCUCAACAACAACCCAUUCGAAGCAUCGUCACGACAACAAAUUGCACGACAACUCCGAAAGUUGAAACCUUCCUGGUCGCAGCGCCAAACCAAGUCAGAAUUCAUUGUCCCAAAACUCAGACAAUGGAAGCGAGCACUGGCAGCGCGACUGGGGUGA